Molecule: messenger RNA, 2874 nt
Organism: Bipolaris sorokiniana ND90Pr
Lineage: Eukaryota; Fungi; Ascomycota; Dothideomycetes; Pleosporales; Pleosporaceae
Exons: 2
Cellular component (GO): kinesin complex
Molecular function (GO): protein binding; ADP binding
Source: RefSeq, a predicted model, not a curated record
ACUGCUAGCACUAUGCGACUUCUCCACUAUAACGCGCUGGGUAAGCUCGUUUUGACAGACUUUCGCGGCAAACCGAUUCCGCCCUACGCUAUUCUAUCGCAUAGAUGGAGCGACUCUGAGAUUCUCAUCGAAGACGUAUCGAGAGAAGCAUAUAAGGAGAAAGAAGAAGGCUAUAAAAAGCUUAAGUUUUGCGCCGAGCAGGCGGUCAGGGAUGAGCUGCAGUACUUUUGGAUCGAUACCUGCUGCAUCGACAGAUGGAACAAGACCGAGCGCUCCUGGGCGAUUAACUCGAUGUUCCAGUGGUAUAAGAGUGCGACACGAUGCUACGUCUUCUUGUCAGACGUGUCGGUGUCGACUGAGACAGAGCCGGUCCAACGCAGCGACUGGGAAACGUCGUUCCGUGCCAGUGCAUGGUUCACUCGCGGUUGGACGCUCCAAGAGCUGAUCGCGCCAGUGUCCGUUGAGUUUUUCUCGUCCGAAGGACAUCGCAUAGGUGACAAAUUGUCGCUUAAUCAGCUACUACACGACAUUACCAGUAUCCCGCUUGCGGCACUUCGCAACUGCUCUUUAGACCAGUUCAGCAUAUCUGAACGAAGGCGAUGGGUCGAGAAUCGCGAAACGACUGAAGAGGAAGAUAUUGUAUACUGCCUGCUAGGAGUUCUUGGUGUUUCCAUGCCUACCACGUAUGGCGAAGGACAGGAGAGUGCAUGGAGAAGACUGCAGGCCGAAGUAGAGACAGCUGGCAGUGCACCUUCGAUCAUCCCGUUCACACGAAACGAGUUUUUCGUAGGCCGUGAGUUGCAGCUUGCCGAACUAGAGGCGAAGCUCUUCAGCAGCGACCAGACCACCACGACGCUAGCAAUAGUCGGGCCUGGUGGAGCAGGCAAGUCGCAGCUCGCGCUCGAGGCUGCACACAGAACAAGGCAGAACAACAGGGACUGCUCGGUCUUCUGGAUCGAUGCGAGCGGUAUAGACAGCUUGUACCAGUCUUACGCCAAUAUUGCGCAGAAGCUUUGUAUCCCUGGGUGGGACGACGACCAGGCAGACAUGAAGUGGGUCAUGCGACGCUGUACGGCAGAGAUGAGUGUGCGGCAGUGUCUGCUGAUCUUCGAUAACGUCGAGGACACCACUCUACGACCCAGCGCCUCGUCCACGACAGAACCUGGAGAGUUAGUCGAGUGUCUACCAAAGUCUAGGCUAUGUUCUGCCAUCUUCACAACAACGAACAGCGAUACAGCUCGGGCACUUGCUCCACAAAACGUUAUAGCGCUGCGAGAAUUAACACAAGACAUAGCGCUGAGGAUGCUGCAAAGCCGCUUAGUAACGCCACUCUCGAACACUGAGCAGCAGGAAGCCAAGCACUUGUUAAGAGAGCUGUUGUAUCUGCCUCUAGCGAUCGUGCAAGCAGCAGCGUGCAUAAAUGCUAGUGGCAUGACAGUGCAGGAGUACCAAUCACAACAAGACGAACACAAAGAACUCGCUCUUAAGUAUAGCAGUGAUACGUCUACAGGUAAACUGGUAAGCUCUAGCAUGAGAGAUCCUGUAGCUACUACAUUGUUUCUCUCUAUAGGUCAAAUUAGUCGUAACAAUGCGUUUGCCGUCGAUUGCCUAUUUCUUGCUGCAUGCGUAGACCGGAAGGACAUUCCACUCGAACUUCUAGAGACAGCCUCGCCGCAAAAAAGACAAGAUGCUAUUGAACUACUUAACAAGUAUGCGCUCAUCACUAGGCGACCUGCUGAAUCUGCACUUGACGUUCAUCGACUAGUUCAUCAAGCUCUACGCAAGCUGCUACAAGUGCAGGAAGGGCUCCGACAGUGGACGGAACGCACUAUCGCACAGCUCCUUCGCGUGUUCCCAGACAACGAAAAUAGUAAUAGAAGCAAAUGGAGACGGUUCCUUCCGCAUGCUCAGUACGCUCUGUUGCAAAGUGUAGCGGAUCACAACAACAACAACAGCACAUUAGAACUUGCGCAGAAAUGUGCUAUGGCUCUAUAUAGUGACGGACGGUAUAACGAGGCCGGAGAGCUGGAGGUACAAGUGAUGGAGACGAGAAAGAGGAGGAUGCUUGGGGACGAGCAUCCUGACACGCUGACUAGUAUGGCCAACCUAGCGUCGACGUACUGGAACCAAGGGCGGUGGAAGGAGGCCGAAGAGCUACAGGCAAAAGAACUAGGGAUAUGCUCGAGGGUGCUUGGGGACGAGCAUCCUAACACGCUGACUAGUAUGGCCAACCUAGCGUCGACGUAUAGGAACCAAGGGCGGUGGAAGGAGGCCGAAGAGCUGAAGGUGCAAGUAAUUGAGACGAGCAAGAGGGUGCUUGGAGACGAGCAUCCUGACACGCUGACUAGUAUGGCCAACCUAGCGUCGACGUAUAGGAACCAAGGGCGGUGGAAGGAGGCCGAAGAGCUGGAGGUACAAGUGAUGGAGACGAGAAAGAGGAUGCUUGGGGACGAGCAUCCUGACACGCUGACUAGUAUGGCCAACCUAGCGUCGACGUACUGGAACCAAGGGCGGUGGAAGGAGGCCGAAGAGCUACAGGCAAAAGAACUAGGGAUAUGCUCGAGGGUGCUUGGGGACGAGCAUCCUAACACGCUGACUAGUAUGGCCAACCUAGCGUCGACGUAUAGGAACCAAGGGCGGUGGAAGGAGGCCGAAGAGCUGAAGGUGCAAGUAAUUGAGACGAGCAAGAGGGUGCUUGGAGACGAGCAUCCUGACACGCUGACUAGUAUGGCCAACCUAGCGUCGACGUAUAGGAACCAAGGGCGGUGGAAGGAGGCCGAAGAGCUGGAGGUACAAGUGAUGGAGACGAGAAAGAGGAUGCUUGGGGACGAGCAUCCUGACACGCUGACUAGUAUGGCCAACCUAGCGUCGACG